UUAAUAGCUGUCCGGCGGGCUGCAUCCGUUGGUGUCAACCGGUCGUGUUUAUUUCCGGACGUUUUCUUUUGGCGGUUUUUCGGCAUCUCGCUUCGAUGCGUUGACCCUCGGCGGACGAGAUCCGCAAAGCGCCUCAGGAUGCCUCGGGAGCGCAAGGGGGCGAACAAAUUUAAGGACGCUGACCUCGACGGCUCAGGCGGUGCGCCGGGCGACAUGAAGCUGCAACCGGAGAGUCCCUCCACCAAGAAGCGUCGUACGCCGGCAACUCAAGCGAGCCCGUCCAUACCCGACUUGGUUCCGCCGCCCCCGAUGACGGGCUACGGUGAGACGAUCGUCGCGUCCAAUCCUUUCGACGACUCCGUCACGUCGCAGCAACAAAGCCACCUGCACCGGCGACCGCCGCCUCAACACGCUAUGUUGCACCAGCACCCCAGCGUCUCGCAGGCCCAGAUUCCGCCCUCCGGUGGACCAGGGAUGCCGCAGUCGGCAGCGAUGCACCCCAAGCCGAUGCCCAUGUCUUCGGGUAAGGUCUACCCUCCCGAUCAGCCGAUGGUGUUCAAUCCACAGAACCCGAACGCGCCGCCCAUUUAUCCGUGCGGCGUGUGUCACAAGGAAGUGCACGACAACGACCAGGCGAUCCUGUGCGAGAGCGGGUGCAACUUUUGGUUCCACCGCAUCUGCACCGGUCUCACGGACGCCGCGUUCCAUCUGCUCACGCAGGAAGUCUACGCCGAAUGGGUGUGCGACCGAUGCCUCUCGUCCAAAAGCAUACCACUCGUCAAAUUCAAGCCGUGAAGUGUCGCGCGCCUACUUGUCACACGUGAUGCGAGAGUGAAAGCCGGUUACUCAGCAUGUUUUAUAGGACGAAAAAUGAUUUGUAUGACAUAUUUUAGUUUGUACGUAGACUUCUUUGUGUUACCGUCGCCGUAAAUGCGAGAGGCCGGAUAGGUGGGGCCAUCGCGGCGCUAAGAUGAAGCAGGCAAGCACAGCAUUGUUAUUGCAGAAACCUAGUGUAUUCUACUUCUCUGCUGGUCUAACUUUUCGGCGGUGCCGUAAUUCACGUGGCUAUAAUUAUGGUUGUUCCAAGCGUCGCAAGAUAUUUAUGCCAUCGUACGGUAAUCCGGUAUUCCACAGAUAUCUCUGCGUAUACCGGAACACCAUUCAUGUUAGAAUUCUCCAUUAGACCAUUUUAGAAUAGGGCACGCAAAGCUUUGUGUAUGCCUCUUGGGUAUGCAUUUCAUAUUUCGAAAAUAGCAUAUAUGCCCAAGCAACGCGAACCUUACGAACCCAAUUCUAAGACUCUAUUAAAUAUCCUGCAUAUCCAAAAAACACUAAGCUUGCAUUCAUUAUUAUAACAUUAUUAUAACUGCCUUAUGUAUGAGCCAGCGUGAACUUUACUGCAACGUCCCGACCAUGGUAAAAUAUUUAGACAUGUUUGUCUUGGCAGCUUUCAAACAGGCCGCGUUCGGCAGAGGUCUGCUUUUCCCAAUCGAGGCAAGGAUACGACCAGGAUAAUUCCCUGCUAGGGCCUUCUUCAAGAGCGUUCGGAGGAGACAAAAGUGCUUGUUUUCAAAGUGGGAAGACGCAUUUUAUUUUGAACCCCAUCACCCUUGCUCAUAUGGCGUGGAUGUCAAAACAGCAUUGCUAACGGUAUGCUUGAUUGACAACUUUCAGGUGUGUCUUUUUUUGUGGGAUCCGGUGACAAAUCCUGUGGGGUCCGGUGUUGUACAGUAAGCGGUGCGCGUCACCUUUGCAUAAUAAGAUUUCUGUUGCUGAUCUCGUGAAUCCAAUUCUUAUGAUGACGCAUCCGUGGACUGAAAGUAUUGAAGAGUGUGCUUGUCAUCAAAAACAGUCUUCUAAAUUUGUAAUUUUAAAAACUUGCUCAGGUUUGGAAUUGUACCACUGGUGUUUAUGGUGUCUACACUAUUCUGAGCCCAAUAGUCAACGUGUAUCUCUUUUGCUUCAAUUUUUGGGUAACCAGCAUUUUUUACUUUACACAAUGGUAAGAGACACAUAGGAUUGAAUAUUUUCAUUACAUAUGCCAGGUCUGGAGUUCAAAAUGUAAAACUGCCUGGAUGAUAUGCAUUCGACUCAUGUUAAAGAACUCCAUGCGUUCCAGGUAGCUCGAGAGCCACCGAAGUCAGCUGUAUUCAGACAUUGGGAUGUAAAAGUCUCCUUAAUUAUUUAAUAAUGGCUGUGUGAUAUUGCAAACUGUUCAUCAUAACACAAGGUAUAGCAUGAAAACAUGGACACAAGAGAAGAGAAAAGAGAACACAAACACCCCCUUAUUUUAUGAUGAAUCCUUACCAAGUAGCUGAACGUUGUGUUGUUGUUCGUUAACCUUUGGCAAAGUAAGCGCCCUAUACUCAAUGUUGAAGAUCUGGGAAAACUCUCCUUUCUCGUUCAGUGUGACUGUUAAAAUUACAUUCAACCAUCCCGAUGAAAAUGACGAGAUUGUAGCAACUUCCAUUAAGUCAACGAGUUCCGGAAACAAAGUAAACUUAAGAUGUCUAUCGGUGACAUCAACAUGCGGGGCGCACAUGCUUAAACUGAAAAUAGUUUCUCGUUCAGUGUGACUUCGUUGAAGUAACAUUCAAGUAUCCCGAUGAAAAUUAAGAGAUUGUAGCAAGAACUGUUGAGUCAACAAGUUCCGGCAAAAAGUAAACCUAAAAUGUCUAUCGGUGAUAUCAACAUGCAGGGGUCAUAUGCUUAAAGCGAAAAUAGUUUCUCGCUCAGUGUGACUUCAUUGAAGUAACAUUCAAGUAUCCCGAUGAAAAUGAAGAGAUUGUAGUAACAACUGUUAAGUCAACGAGUUCCGGCAACAAAGUGAACCUAAAAUGUCUGUCGGUGAUGUUAACAUGCGGGGGGGCCAUAUGCCUAGACUAAAAAUAGUUUCUCGUUCAGUGUGACUUCAUUGAAGUAACAGUCAAGUAUCCCGAUGAAAAUGAAGAGAUUGAAGCAACUACCAUUUUAGUCAACUAGUUCCGGCUGCCUUUCUGUACUGUGCAUAGUUGAUCUAUGCUUCAUAUUUCUUGUGUAUCAUAUGCAUGUACUUGUUGUUCUCGCCCACUCAUUUACACUGCACUCUUAGUGUCAUAGUACACUUCCAUGUUGAAAUUGUGAGCACUGCGUUUGAACUUGCAUCACAUUUGUGAUCAUGUCAUCUCUUGAUCCAUGGGCACAUAUUUAUAACUUCUACAUCCUUUUCAUUUUUUUCCCUUUUACUCAAACAUAACUUCCACAAAAUCAAUUUUGUAAGAUACUGUUGUAUUAUGAUUGUUUCAAAUUCAUGAGGAAAACUAGAACCUCAUCGUGCAACAUUUGUGCCAUAAAUGUUUUCUCAUCCCUGUAAUGUAGACCUUUUAGCUGCUGUUGAUGGCAUUAAGUGCAAUGAGUAUUGCAUUGAAGUGCAGUUGGCCCGGUUAUCUAGAAGCGUUGUUUCUUAUUUCAUUUGUCACUCAGCCUGAUAUAGUCAUUAAAGUGUGUGAGAACAAAGACAAAGAAAUAUGGAUAAACCAGACGGAUCCAAGCUACUAACCCAUCCUGUCAAUGUGCGUUUCUUCUCUCAGUGUUUGCCAUUUGUAACUAAAGCAGUAUAUCUGACCAAUUAGCUCUGGCAAAAGUACUGCUGAUCUAUUUUUUCUGUCAGACUAUGAAAUUCGAUAAUAAGUGUGACAGCAUCACAUGCUGUUUUACAAGAGUUGCAUUGGAACUGAUUAAACUUCUCACCACUAGCUGUUGCACUUCUGUGUUCUGAGGCCUUAUUCUGAGGUGAUCACUUUGGGAACUAUCACCAUAGUAUCGCCUUCAGUGCGCACUUAUUCGCUCAUUAAUUAAAGUCAUGCCAGUCAUUGGACACACAAUGAUCUACAUCAUGCAAAGCAGCAUCGUCCUCAAAAGUCAUAGCUUCAGAAUGCGAUACCUGGUGGGUGAUGUUCAGAUUCUUUCCUCAACAGCAGUUAACGAUAUGCGAACAAAAGCUAUUGUGUGCACACAAACUUGUCUGCACUAUGUAAAGAGAUUGCCAGAGACCCUUGUAUCGUGACUGCAUUGAUGAAGGGCAUCUUCACGUUGCAUUGAAGUAGUUUCUGUUGCAGUUUGUUUGGGCAUGUUUGUAUGUUUCAGGCAUGAUCUCAGGCUCCUAUGUACAGUUUAUGCCUUUGGCUUGUAUAAAAUUAUUUCAAUGACC
Molecule: messenger RNA, 4189 nt
Organism: Rhipicephalus sanguineus (brown dog tick)
Lineage: Eukaryota; Metazoa; Arthropoda; Arachnida; Ixodida; Ixodidae
Product: protein pygopus
Exons: 1
Coding region: 139-795 (218 amino acids)
Source: RefSeq, a predicted model, not a curated record